Huiozyma naganishii CBS 8797 is the source of this 1296-nucleotide messenger RNA. It is a transcript of the gene SIM1, whose product is annotated as putative glucosidase SIM1. Lineage: Eukaryota; Fungi; Ascomycota; Saccharomycetes; Saccharomycetales; Saccharomycetaceae. Gene Ontology annotation, cellular component: fungal-type cell wall; cell surface. Gene Ontology annotation, biological process: fungal-type cell wall organization. The transcript has a single exon. Bases 1 to 1296 code for a protein of 431 amino acids. The record is from RefSeq and is a predicted model, not a curated record.
AUGAAAUUUACCUCUUCUGCUUUAACCGCAACCUUGAUUGGUUCCGGUGCCAUUGCCGCUGCCUUGCCAGCCAUUGAGCAACCUGCCGCUGACUGCACUACCACUGUUGCUGCUAACAACCAUCAACACAAGAGAGCCGUCGCCGUUGAGUACGUUUACCAAACCGUCACUGUUGACGACAGCGGUAACACUAUCACUGCUCCUCAACCUACCACUUUGACUCCAACUGCCGUUGGUGCCACUGACGCAGGUGAUGUUCACGUUACUGCGCCAGCCCCUGCUACCACUGAAGCUGCUGCUACCACCACCCUUGCUCCUGGGACCACUGCUACUACCACUACCCCAGAAGCUGAAACUACCCAGCCAGCUACCACCACUGCUGCUGCCACUCAGCCAGCUACCACCACCGCUGCUGCUCCAGCCACAACCACUACUGCCUCUUCUGGCUCCUCUGGCUCCUCUUCCUCCGGUAACGGUGGUAUUUACGGUGACUUGGCCUCUUUCUCCGGUCCUUCUGAACAAUUUGAAGAUGGUACCAUCCCAUGUGACUCCUUCCCAUCUGGGCAAGGUGUGAUUUCCGUCUCCUGGUUGGGUGAAGGCGGCUGGGCUGGUGUUGAGCACCAAGACACCUCCACCGGUGGCUCUUGUACCGAGGGCUCCUACUGUUCCUACGCCUGUCAACCAGGUAUGUCGAAGACCCAAUGGCCAACCGACCAGCCAUCCGACGGUAGAUCUGUCGGUGGGUUGUUGUGUAAGAACGGUAUGUUGUACAGAUCUAACACCAACUCCAACUACUUAUGUGAAUGGGGGGUUGACGCUGCUGUUGUCGUCUCCGAAUUGUCCCAAUCCGUUGCCAUUUGUAGAACUGACUACCCAGGUACUGAGAACAUGGUUAUCCCAACUUUUGUUGAAGCCGGUUCCUCUCUUCCUCUAACCGUUGUCGACCAAGACUCCUACUACACCUGGAAGGGUAUGAAGACUUCUGCCCAAUACUACGUUAACAACGCUGGUGUCUCUGUCGAAGACGGUUGUGUCUGGGGUACCGAUGGGUCUGGUAUUGGUAACUGGGCUCCAUUGAACUUCGGUGCAGGUUCCACCAACGGCAUCACCUACUUGUCGUUGAUUCCAAACCCUAACAACAAGUCCCCAUUGAACUUCAACGUUAAGAUUGUUGCCGAUGAGGGUGCCACCGUGAACGGUGACUGUGCUUACGAAAACGGUAGCUACACUGGCGGUGCCGAUGGUUGUACCGCUGCCGUUACCAACGGUAGAGCCAAGUUUGUCCUAUACAACUAA